Messenger RNA from Monosiga brevicollis MX1, 1404 nucleotides. RefSeq lists its product as uncharacterized. The transcript has 2 exons. Bases 1 to 1404 code for a protein of 467 amino acids. Lineage: Eukaryota; Choanoflagellata; Craspedida; Salpingoecidae. The record is from RefSeq and is a predicted model, not a curated record.
AUGGCGCUGGCGACGGAGACAGCCAAGGAUGUGGCCGCGCUGACAGAGAAAAUGCGUCGCCUCGAGGCCGAGGCCGACGAACUGCAUCGGGAGGCACAGCGACUCAAUAAGCUACAGCAGUUUGCCGCCUCCAAGACCGCCUACAAGCAAUUCCGCGCCCGCGACGAUGAUGCCAUCGCUCUGGCGCUCGAGAUUGCAAACUUGGCAGCUCAGACGCGAGGCACGGGCAAGGAUCAGGAGGACGCUCUCUUGGCUGCCCGUGGUUUUUGCGCUCGACCUCAGCCUUACGCGUCCCUCCCCAAUGUCACGGAAGAGGAACAAGCCUCACUACGACAGCGGUUGCUCGGCGCCGUGCUGGGGGCGGUGGUUGGAGAUGCCGCGGCCACGGGGGUGCAAUGGGUAUAUGACCCAGAUGAACUGGCCGGAUACGAGGCACGGGUUCAGGCGCAAGGCGGUGUGGGAUUGGAGUAUUUGGAUCCACCUGCCAACGCGCACUUUGAAUAUGAGGUGGGGCGCAAUUCACCGUAUGGCGAGCAGGCCCUGCUUUUACUCAAGGCCCUGGCUGGCGAUGAAGGGCUGGACACGUGGAGCUAUGCGCAACGCUUUGCGGACCACUUUGGCGGAGACUGGCAUGUGCGUACGGGAGGCUACCGCGAUGCCUCUUGCAAGGGAUUCCUUCGCAACUAUGCCCUCGGGCUGCGGCCACCAGAGUCUGGCGCCAAGGACAAGCAGAUCAACUGCUGUGCGCGCCUGGCACCGUUGCUGCUGGCAUUUGCUGGCCACCCUGACCUGGACCAAAUUGUGGAGGCAUGCACCCGGGUGACGCAGAACCACGACGAAGCCGUGGCCUGGGCGCGCCUGAGCGCCCGUGUCUUGGAGGGUGUCGUCCGAGGUGCAGAUGUAGACCAGGCCGUCAAAGAGGCGCUGUUAGAUGCCCAGCGCUUGGAUGCUGAACUGGAUGAUCCUGCUUCUGAGGAACUGUAUCUGGUGGCUGGUCACCUCUACCAAGUGCGGACAUUGAGCUUCUCGAGUGAGAUUCCUGACGCCGUGGAGCGGCUUGGUAAAAACUGUCACACUCCAAACUCGUACCAGACCCCGGUGCACGCGGUCUUGUCCGUAUUACGCCGGCGCGCAGACUGCCUAUCACCGACGACAGAGUCGCUCGCGCCCGAGCGUGCACAGGCCCUGUUUGCUGAAUGCAUGCGCGGGGCCAUGCGAGAAGGUGGCUGUUGUGCGUCCCGUUGUGGUGUGGCCGGUGCUCUUUUGGGCGCCUAUCUCGCCGGGCGAUGCGGUUCUUUUGAGGAGUUCUUGCCCCCGAGCUGGCGCGCGCGCACUCUUGCCUAUGCAGCAGCCCGACGCUGGGCCCUACAAAUCGACGCUUUGCGUCACACUGCUCCGCGCUGA